Vollenhovia emeryi is the source of this 487-nucleotide messenger RNA. RefSeq lists its product as uncharacterized. The record is from RefSeq and is a predicted model, not a curated record. The transcript is spliced from 3 exons. NCBI's taxonomy places the organism in Eukaryota, Metazoa, Arthropoda, Insecta, Hymenoptera, Formicidae. The coding region runs from base 81 to 380 and encodes 99 amino acids.
AGGAGGCCAGGCUGGCGCGGGCACUUACACCAAGUAUCGUACCCGAGUGCAUCCGCGCAGAAUCCUUGCCCGAAGCCGUCAUGCUGCGAUUCAUCCUGUUCGCCGCUCUCAUCGGCCUGGCGUGGUCCGCGCCAGCGCCGGCGCCCAAGCCGCUCACCCUCGUCUCCGAGCUGAAAACCCCGGCGUCGACCGCCAAGCUCACGCCGCUGGUCGCGCCGAUCGCGCCGAUCGCGACCCCGGUGAUCGCGCCGAUCUCCCGCAUCGCUUAUGCCGCGCCCGUUCUCCCGCAGGUAUCGCCGUACGCUUAUUACUCCGCGCCGAUCGCGGAGAUCCCGUCGAGUUACUCGAUCGAGCAACAUGGGUACCAUAUUACCUACUGACCGCAAAAAUCAUCAGACCGGUAGCCGUCGACCUCAGUGAAGCCCGUGUGGAAGUAUGCGUAGCAGCUCGCAGCUUGUCUCCUCAUCGAUAAUCAUCGUCUAUCGUG